GCCAUCUCCGCCCGUCCCCAAGAUGGCGGCGCCGUCUCCGCCCGCAGCCAAGAUGGCGGCGCCGGGGGCCGCGGGCGGGCGGCCGUGAGGCGGGAGCCGCCGCCUUCCCCCGCGCUCUGCCGCUGCGCGGGGCCGGCCGGCCGGUGGGCUUCCUCGCUCGCUGGCUGGCCGGCCGGCCGGCCGGGCCCGCCUCUCCUUUCCCUUCUCCUCCCCACCGCCAUGGCGGCCGAGAGCGGGAGGCAGUUCUGGAAGCGCAGCGCCAAGCUGCCAGGCAGCAUCCAACCUGUUUAUGGAGCACAGCAUCCUCCCCUGGAUCCCCGGCUCACCAAAAACUUCAUCAAGGACCGCUCCAAAGCCAACGCUCUGCCUAUGAAAAGCAAGAAGGCCUCCAGCUUUCACGAGUUUGCCCGCAACACAAGUGAUGCCUGGGACAUUGGUGACGAUGAAGAUGAGGACUUCUCUUCCUCCUCUUCUUUGCAAGCUCUGAACUCUAAAGUGGCCAAGGCCACGGCAGCCCAGGUUCUGGAGAACCACAGCAAGCUGCGGGUAAAACCUGAGCGGGCCCAGUCUGCGCUCAGCGACAUGCCCACCAACUGCAAGGUCAUCAAGUCCAGCAGCGAGGCCCAACUCUCCAGGACAUCUGAGGAGGGCUGUGUGCGGACCCCCCUUCAGAAGCAGCAGUCCCUUCCCCUUCGACCUGUCAUUCCACUUGUCGCCCGAAUCUCUGACCAAAAUGCUUCGGGUGCUCCUCCCAUGACAGUGAGGGAGAAAACUCGCCUGGAGAAGUUUCGGCAGCUCCUUUCCAGCCACAACACGGACCUGGAUGAGCUGAGGAAAUGCAGCUGGCCUGGUGUGCCCAGAGAGGUCCGGCCCGUGACGUGGCGUCUCCUCUCAGGUUAUCUGCCUGCAAACAUGGAGCGGCGAAAGCUGACUCUGCAGCGCAAGCGUGAGGAGUACUUUGGCUUCAUCCAGCAGUAUUACGAUUCCCGGAACGAGGAGCACCAUCAAGACACUUACCGACAGAUCCACAUCGACAUUCCAAGGACCAACCCACUCAUCCCCCUCUUCCAGCAGCCACUCGUCCAGGAGAUCUUUGAAAGAAUCCUGUUUAUCUGGGCCAUUCGACACCCAGCCAGCGGCUAUGUACAGGGAAUCAAUGACCUGGUCACUCCCUUCUUUGUUGUGUUCCUCUCUGAGUAUGUUGAGGAGGACGUGGAGAACUUUGACGUGACGAACCUGUCACAGGAUGUUUUGCGGAGCAUCGAAGCUGAUAGCUUCUGGUGCAUGAGCAAGCUGCUGGACGGAAUACAGGAUAACUACACUUUUGCACAGCCAGGAAUUCAGAAGAAAGUCAAAGCUCUGGAGGAGCUCGUCAGCCGAAUCGAUGAGCAGGUACAUAAUCACUUUAGGAAGUACGAGGUCGAAUACCUGCAGUUUGCCUUUCGCUGGAUGAACAAUCUGCUUAUGAGAGAGCUGCCUCUUCGUUGCACCAUCCGCCUCUGGGAUACCUACCAGUCGGAGCCAGAAGGAUUCUCACAUUUCCACCUGUACGUCUGUGCCGCCUUCUUGAUCAAGUGGCGGAAGGAGAUCCUAGAUGAGGAAGACUUCCAAGGCCUUCUCAUGUUGUUACAAAACCUGCCCACGAUACACUGGGGUAACGAAGAGAUUGGGCUCCUGCUUGCUGAAGCCUACAGACUCAAGUACAUGUUUGCAGACGCCCCGAAUCAUUACCGCCGAUAGGUGCUAGGACUCGAAUUCCUCCUCUCCUUUGUGCCCAUCCCCUCGUCCUGGCCUGAUCUGAUCACUGUGGCAUUUUGUCGUCCCAAUUCCUCGGACACUCCGGCUGGGAGCUGCUCCUUGCUGUACAAAGCUCACAUCGACUCUUGUCUUAACUCUUAACGUGUGCCUGUCUGCCACUCUGUGCGCCUGGAUGUGCCACUGCAACAACCGUCAGUAUUUCACGCCGUGCUGGUGGCUCGAGCCAGGGAGAGAGGCUUGAAGGGGCUGAGGCAGGACGUGGGGAGCAGCUUUAAAAGAAACUGAACUGAGGAUGAAGCCCUCCUGUCCUCUCCACCCCUUGCCCUGGGCUUGUCCAGCUGGGACCACCUUGGCUUCGCUGCCUUGUGUUAACCUGCCACCACGUGCGCUGCCCCAUCUGCUCCUUUCUCCUGACGCCAUUCACUCCAACUCCCAGAUGAAAAUGCCUUAUCAGAGACCCAUCUGGCUGGAACAUCCUUCCCUCUGGGGGUGGUAGGGCAAGACGUUUCUCUCAGGGCCUUACUUCACUCCGAGGGUCCAGAGACCCCAAGUACUUUGUGGGUUCGCGAGAGAGCCCCUGGCGCCCACCCUCUCUGCUUCUCUCCAUCCUCUUUGCCUCCCACUCCCCCAGGGCAGAAAGGUGGGUACAGCGAAGGGGGAACACUCCAUCCACGCAUGGUUUGAACAACGUGCGCCAGUUUGAUGGGACUUUUGGUGACGGAUAUGCUGUUGGUACAGCCCCUCCGGCAUGGGGGGAGGCGCGGGGGGGGGCUGGCAGGGGAGUGAUGUCUCCCGAAGCCCCCGCUCCUCCGAGGCGUUCCAUGUAUAUUGUGUUCUUGUGUAUAUGGGUCAAAGAUGUACAAUAUACGUCUUCUGUUUGUAGCAGAUAAUGAUUUUAUAUUUAUAACGUGCACCCCUUGUUCUCCCCAUCCUCUCCACACCUGGGAAGGAUACCUGGGCAUGGUCUUGUAGGGCUUUGGACCCCUACGCAGGUGGGGUGCGUUUCAGAGCCACAGGUAUUUCUACUGCAGUGUGGUUUUGCAGUGUUGGAUCUGCCAGGAAGAGCUGUAAUAGAGAAGCGCUUCCCUACAAAGAGGAUUUGGAAGGGCGAAGAUUUAGAUUAGAUGUUAGGAAGAAAUUCUUCACGGUGAAGGUGGGGAGGUACUGGCCCAGCGCCCAGAGCAGUGGUGGCUGCCCCAUCCCUGGAGGGGUUCCAGGCCAGGUUGGAUGGGGAUUGGAGCCCCUGAGCCAGUGGGAGGUGUCCCUGCCCAUGGCAGGGGGGGCAGUUGGAGUUGGAUGGGCUUUAGGGUCCCUUCCAACCUAAACCAUUCUAUGAUUUAAAGGAGAUGGGAGCUUCCAGCAGGAAGCAGGGGAGAGCUAUGACAAGGAAACAGGGUAUCGGGGCUUGUCAGCUGCUGACAUGUGCCCCUCCAAGAGCCACUGGUGGGGCUCUCCAGGGAGGAAUGAUCUUGGAUCCAGCACUGGCUGCCCCCAGCACUCCCUGGCCAUGCUGACACGUCCUCCUAGUGCUCCUCCUAUGGGGCCGGCAAGGACUGGGCUGAUCUCACUGCCACCUGCUUUUAAAUCAAACCAAUUGUGAAUGUUUUAAUGGUUUGUUUUCUUCCUGCAGGCGGGCACUAUCUGCAUCAUGCGGGAGGGUGUGGGGAGACCGAAACGUGCCACCCUGGGCUUCUCCCGGCAUUGCCACAGGGCAAUGUGGGCUUUCCCGGCAGGGUGUGGAGGUUCCCAAUUCCUCUUUCCAUUCCUGUUCCUGUUGGGAAAAGGCAGUGGGCUGUGAGGCCAGGGCCAAGCAUGUGAAAGGCAGAGCCUUGUUGCCAAUAAAACUCCAAACAGUGGCUCAAGAAA
This is a messenger RNA of Cuculus canorus (common cuckoo), 3624 nucleotides long. RefSeq names its product TBC1 domain family member 22B (gene TBC1D22B). Gene Ontology annotation, biological process: activation of GTPase activity. Gene Ontology annotation, molecular function: GTPase activator activity. The record is from RefSeq and is a predicted model, not a curated record. The transcript is spliced from 13 exons. Bases 220 to 1740 code for a protein of 506 amino acids. NCBI's taxonomy places the organism in Eukaryota, Metazoa, Chordata, Aves, Cuculiformes, Cuculidae.